CUGCCCAUUUACAAAUUCCGGCGAGGCCCCUCCCCCUGUGACGACUGCGACAAGGUACUAGCGGCCAUCAUGUGCGGCGGACGACAACUUGAGGACGCCGAGGCUCCCGCGGUGAGGCGGAAGGUGAUGGCGACAACGCUGUGGACCGAGAAGAAGAAGCCCCGACGGAGCGACGGUGUGGGGCGGCACUUCACAGGGCUCGGUGGGUGCGGGCGACUCAGGCUGGACGACAACGAGGAGGACUUUGACGCCGAGUUCAAGGAGUUCGAGGCCAACUCCGGGGACUCCGACAUGGAGCUCGGGCCCGGUGGGGUCGUUGAGAAGGAUGACGAGGAGGAGGUCACCGAGAUCAAGCCCUUUGCCGCCAUCAAAAGGUCCCUCUCCCAUGAUGACUUAAGCAUCAUGAGUACGAAUGUUUUUGAUGGUCCUUCAGAAAGGCCAGCAAAAAGGAAGAGAAAGAACCAAUUCAAGGGUAUCCGCCAACGCCCCUCGGGUAAGUGGGCUGCUGAAAUCAGAGAUCCUAGCAAGGGUGUCCGUGUUUGGCUUGGUACUUUCAACAGUGCUGAAGAAGCCGCAAGAGCUUAUGAUGUUGAAGCACUCAGGAUCCAUGGCAAGAAGGCCAAGGUUAACUUUCCAGAGGAACCGGCAGUUCAGGAACCUAAAGCACCCAAGCCAAACGCAGCACAGGAACCUACCGUCACACCAGCAGUCAACAACCCUGCCAACACAAAUGCUUUCGUGUACCCAUCUACUGACUUUGCAUCAAGCCAACCACUUAUUCAGCUUGAUAACGUGCCAUUUGUUCCUACGAUGAAGUAUGUUGCCCCUGUUGAAGCUCUUGCUAUGAAUAUGUACUCUGGCCAGGGAAGCAACAUUUUUGGCUGGUCUGACUUGGGCUGGGAGUAUGACAUCAAGACUCCAUAUAUAUCAUCCAUGGCUCCCAUUUCCACUAUUGCUGAAGGAGCAGAAUCUACACUUGUCCAGAGUAACACCUACAACUCAGUGGUGAUUGUUGAAGGAGCUGAAUUUGCGCUUGUUGAGAGUAACACCUACAACUCAAUGGUGCCUCUUGUUAUGGAGAACGAUGUCGUCGACAACAUGGACCUUUGGAACUUUGAUGACAUGCCCAUCUGUGACGAAUUUUUCUGAGGAAUUCAAAUCCCCUGUGUAUCGGGACAAAGGGUAAGCCUUCGCAAUUUGGAUGUUCAGUCUGAGAUUAAUAAUCUUUUCAUUACUCUGAACUUUUUGCUCCAUGUUUCAAGAUAAGACUAUGGGAGAUUGGGAAGCACCCUAUUGUCACCUUCAGCCAGCAUAUGCUUAUGUCCAAGUUUAGAUGCAAAAAAGUCGCAUCCUGACUCUCUUUUGGAAUCGACCCUUUCCCUAAUUGAUUGUCUGUGUGGUAGCAAAUUUAUGAUGAACCGGUGUCUUUAUCAAUUGUCAACUUUGAUGUCGUUGCUAUCAUUUCUAAAUGUGAACAACAUGAAUUUGUGUCCGAUUUUUGCUUUAACCUAUGCGUUUGAUCGUCUUUUCCCUUUAGUUCUGGCUAUUUAAUUGGUGAUAGAAGUAACCUACUCCAUCCAUCCGCCUGCUCCGUCCAUGAAUAAGUGGACAAAAUCUAGAUGUACACUUAUUCGCGGACGGAGGGAGUAUGUAUCUAAUUUCUGAGCAUAAAUUAUCUGUUAAAUAUGGAUUCGCCUGGCUGCUUGCACAAUUUCUGUUGUACAGGUGCGGCAAGUUUAUCUUAUGUAGUCCUAAGAAGAAUGGGCUUGGGAUGACGGAAAGUCAAUUUGGCUCCCGGGUGCAUUAGCACCCGGGGCCAUUUUUUAUUUUUUUCAAAUGUCAAAAAAAUUGAGAUAAUUUUUUUUGUGAUCUUUGUCAUAUACAAAUGCUACCUGUAAAUUUUGAGACAAAAAAGUUAAGCAUUUUGACCUGCGCAAAAAAAAAAAAAUCAAAGGCCAAAUGUCACCCCAAAAUGUCACCAAAAUUUAUUUUUUUCACCGACGAAACACCGCUGCUCCGUUCCGCAUGAAAUUUGACAAGCAUGUUUGCUACACCAACAUGAUCAUCUACAAAAAAUUUCAAUUUUUUUAAAACAUUUAAAUUUUUGGGGUACUGUUCAUCCGGGUGCAAAUGCACCCGGGAGCCAAAACGCCUUGGGAUGAAGACUAUAAUUUUACCUCCAUCUUUCAUUUGUGGUAUCCAUCUUCACACGAGUGUACUACUUUGACGGUAAGAGUACAAAAGUUAGGCCGUCUAUAAGAUGUUUGGUCGUUUGUACUUAAGCUCUCUAGCUAUCACGUUCAUAUGGACCGAUUACUUCCACUAUUAUCGAUUGUUUGAUAUCUUCUGUAAACAAAAGGCCGCAGAUUGCUUGCCACGAACUACCUCAAAGAACGUCAGUCUUAAUCUAUACUCUCAACACAUCGACCCAGCCUAGGCACGAGACCAUACCUGCUGUUGGUCUUGGAAUACAACUUGCGGUGGAAACAAAAA
Messenger RNA from Aegilops tauschii subsp. strangulata, 2493 nucleotides. RefSeq names its product ethylene-responsive transcription factor 1-like. The record is from RefSeq and is a predicted model, not a curated record. Gene Ontology annotation, molecular function: DNA binding; DNA-binding transcription factor activity. NCBI's taxonomy places the organism in Eukaryota, Viridiplantae, Streptophyta, Magnoliopsida, Poales, Poaceae. Gene Ontology annotation, biological process: ethylene-activated signaling pathway; regulation of DNA-templated transcription.